Messenger RNA from Aegilops tauschii subsp. strangulata, 2850 nucleotides. RefSeq names its product malonyl-CoA:anthocyanidin 5-O-glucoside-6''-O-malonyltransferase-like. The record is from RefSeq and is a predicted model, not a curated record. NCBI's taxonomy places the organism in Eukaryota, Viridiplantae, Streptophyta, Magnoliopsida, Poales, Poaceae.
ACACCAUGCCUUUUGGGCUCAAGAACCCUAGUCACAUGGCUUAUAUAUAGUACAAUAAAACCUGUACCAGUAAGCUUAAGCACCCACGGAUCGCGUGGGCCUGGCCGCUGGAAAACUUGAAAUCCAGGCGCAAGCUUAAGCACCCACGGAUCCAGCAAUGGCGCCAGCACCACAGCAAGAAGCUUCUCGGAAGCUCAACGUAGUGGAGAGCGCCGUCGUAGCGCCCUGGCCGAUCCCUCCGGUGCCGGAGACCUCCCUCCCGCUCACCUUCUUCGAUGUCUUCUGGCUCAACUUCCCGCCGGUGGAGCGCGUCUUUUUCUACCACCUCGUCCCCGGCCCCGGCGCCGCCACUACCGCCACCAUCCUCUCCAACCUCAAGACCUCACUCGCCCAAGCCCUCCGCGCCUUCUACCCGCUCGCCGGCCGCCUGCGCCUCAGGCCCGGCACCACCGACCGCCACGAGCUCCACUACCAGCCCGGUGACGGCGUCACCUUCACCGUCGCCAUGUACGACCUCGACGUCGACGAGCUGGCCCUGGACGAGCCGAGGGAGGUCGCCAAGAUCGCACAGCUCGUGCCGCCUCUCCCGGACGGCGGCGCGGUGCUCGCCCUGCAAGCCACCGUGCUGCGCGGCGGCCGCGGCCUCUCCGUCGGCAUGGCCCUGCAUCACGCUGCCUGCGACGGGGCGUGCUCCACCCAUUUCCUCCACACCUGGGCGGCGGCCAGCGCCGGCGCCGUCGCGCCGGCGCCCCCUGUCAUUGACAGAACUCUCGUCAAGGACCCAAGUGGUCUUUGCGACGCCUUCAUUAGAGCCAUGGCGAGUACCGAGAAGAAGGAUUACGUCAAGAUGCCCGGCGAUAAGCUCCUCGCCACCUUCACUCUGUCCAUAGAAGACAUACAACGCAUCAAGGACGUCGUCCUGCUCGCCGCGGCUGGCAAGGCGGGCGCGCCGCCGCGAUGCUCCUCGCUGGUUGCCACCUUCGGCUUCAUCUGGUCAUGCCACCAGCGGGCUAAAGAUGACAAAGCAAGUAACGGAGGCGGCGGCGACCCGACCUACUUCAUCUUCCCCGUCGACCACCGCUCGCGGAUGGAGCCUGCUCCCAUUCCGGACGAGUACCUCGGCAACUGCGUCGGCGCCGCCCUGCAGGGCGCGCCCAAGGACCGACUCGCCAUGCCCGGCGCUGUUGGCCUCGUCACCGCGUGCACGGCGGUUGCUGCGGCGAUCGAGCAGGCGGUGGGCGUCGGCAGCAUUCGGUCACCGGAGCUGUGGUGGGAGCGGAUAAGGGAGGCCAUAUUAUCCGGCGGCGGCGUGCUGACCGUGGCAGGGUCGCCGAAGUUCCGGGUCUACGACGUCGACUUUGGGUUCGGGCAGCCGGCCAAAGUGGAGAUCGUAUCCGUGGCGAGGACUGGCGCCCUGGCGGUGGCGGAGAGCCGCCGGAGCAGCGGCGGAAUUGAGGUGGGCAUAUCUCUGCCAGCGGAUGCCAUGCGGAGGUUCCAAUGCUGCUUCCACGAUGCCAUCGCGUGGCUGCAGUGCACAACACCAUCGAGUGGUCGAUUAAUGCACACUUCGAUGCCUAUGGGUGCACGUGAUGGAGUGGACUGGUCACUAGAGCGCACAUGCAGCAGCAUCAACAUGCCCAUACCGUAUCUACACCACCCUGUUUGGUAAGUGUACUAGAAAAUAUGCCCGUGCGUUGCAACGGAGGAAAACAACCCCCACACGCCUUUGCCCAUUGAAUAUGUCUAAAGGCCUCACCUUUAUGCUCCUAACAUAAUAAACAUGACUAAUAUCUCACCCUCAUGUCCACAUCCUUCAUUUCGAUAUGACAUCACACCCAUGUUCCCGCUUGUCCUCUUUGUCGUCCUCAUCGCAAGUGGUCACGGUACCAGUUAUCAGUAACCAAUGAUGGCCAGGUCCAAUAGCUGCAUUGUUGAGCCUCCUUCAUGUCCUUCGAGAUAAAGACCGUUGAACACAGAUUUUUUUUUACAUUCGUCUAAUAUAAUAUGGAAAAGGCACUACACCUAAUAUAUGUCUGUGUUAUCAUGUAAAUUGAGUAGUUUGUGUUAGAUAGACCGUGAAUCCUUAGUUGGACUCCUCAUACGUUAUUGUGGGUGUCACUGAACCGAGCUAGGCUAGUCGUAUGUGAAGACCCGAUGGAGAAAAAGGUUCGUACCAUAUCCCUAGUUUAAUAAAUUGAACAAAAACAAUACAUCUGUGGGCAUUUUAUUUUCUUAAUCCUCAUAAUAAUGUUAUUAAAAAUUACAGUUUUUAUGAUUAAAUUCCUUUUAUGGGUAAUUUAUCGGCGCUUCCAAUACACAUUUCUCCUUUAGUACGUAGUCUCAUGAAUCCUUCUAACCCCCCACCAUGAAACCUUCCAUGUUACGUCUAGUUUUUUUAAGAAUAUGUCACGUCUAAUUCUUCCCUUCUUUUUUUAUUUCUAUGCCAUGACUCAUGUUUUGAAUUCCAGCACAUCAUCGUUUGGUCCACCAUAUAUCUUUCCGUGUCACGUGUAUGUUUGAAUUCCAGCCCAUCACCUAUUAAUAAUCCACCGUGUAUCUUCCUUCCAUCUCAGGUCUAAUUCUCCUCUUCCUAGCCCUCAAAAAAAAGUUCUCCUCUUCCUUUUUAUUUCUCUCUCUCCUAGUUCUUCAUUCCUUUGGCAGGUCUCAUGUCAUUUGACAUGUAGUUGUCUCAAAUAAAUUUCCCUCAUUUAUUUUUUUGUCACGUCGUUCCUUACCCUUGGCUUAUUGCUUCCCAAAUCAGCUCCUUGAUACCUUAAAACUCAAAAAGGUAUAUCUACUGGAGGGAUUAUCUGUAAGCAACCAAGUUGAGGCUAUUUAAUAGACAGAACA